GUUCAAGCAGGCGCUGGGCAAGCAGGUCGGCGUGGGCGUGCUGUUGGCGCGCCUCGAGACGCUGCUGGACGAGCUGCGCACCAUGGACCAGGACGAGGCCCAUCACGCGUCGCUGCGGCCCGUCGCGACCGAGCUGGUCAGCCCCGGCCUGCUGCAGCACAAGGACGCCGGCGUGCGUGCCUGGGCCUGCUGCUGUCUGGUCGAUAUGCUGCGUCUAUUUGCCCCCGACGCCCCCUUCCCGGCCAAGACGCUCAAGGAAAUCUUCUCCGUCAUCAUCACCAAGCUGCUACCCCUCCUCGCCGACCCCUCGCACCCCUACAACAGCCAGCACCUGUAUGUCCUGCGCUCGCUUGCCGAGUGGAAGAGUAUCCUGCUCAUCAACGACCUGCCGGGCGCCGACGCCCUGACCACGGCCCUGUUCACCGCCUGCUUCGACGUCCUCGCCGGCCCCGCCAAGCACGACGGCCCCGAGGAGCUGAGCCAGAACGUCGAGCACAACAUGACCGACGUCCUCUCGACCGUCAUCGACGAGGCCGCCGCCCUGCCGCAUGACGUCGUCGACAUCAUCGUCGCGCAGUUCCUAUGGGCCGAUCCCAUUGCGCUGGGCAGCUCCAAGCCCAAGAAGAGCGCGCCAGUAGUCGACGCGAGGCAGACCACUUUGCGUCGCAAAGACGCUCCGCCAGCCUACAACAUGGCCAAGAGUGUGUGCAACAGCAACCAGGACAAGAUGGCACGUCUGGUCGGCAACUACUUUAGCUCCGUCAUUGUCGACUUCACAAACUCAGGCCCGUCCUUCAGGCGGGCCCGCGCAGGGAGCGAAGACGCCGAGAGCGCUGCCGCCAAAGGCCCUUCUGACGACGAUCUCAACGAGGCAAGCAAAGCACACAGACUGUUGCGCGAGCUCUGGAAGUGCGCUCCGGGUGUUUUGCAAGACAUCGUCCCACACCUUGUCGACGAGCUUGGCACAGAGAACGUGCAGCUCCGCCAGCUGGCUACCGAGACUCUGGGCGAUAUGAUAUCUGGCAUUGGCGCAGCAGGACCUCCACCGCCACCACAAAUGGACCCCUCGGCAUAUCCGUCGCAAAGUCUUUCGCGUUCAGAUGCACAACAGCCUUUUGACUUCCUUACCACUCCCACAUCCAUCAGCUCCUUCCCAACACAGCAUCCCGUUGCGUACCACUCCUUCUUGCAGCGUAAGAACGACAAAUCACCCAUCAUACGAGCAUCUUGGACGACCGCCAUUGGCCGCAUACUAACCACUUCGGCUGGCGGCAUUGGACUCGAUCCUGAAGAAGAACAAAAUCUCCUCAAGUCCUUCGCCGAAUGCUUGAUCGAUAGUGACGAGAGGGUACGCUUAGCAGCGGUCAAGGCCGUAGAACUCUUCAGCUUCGACGACAUCGUUCGCAGGCUCGGCAGCAACGGAAACAUGACAGCGCCUGGUUCGAUCCUCUCAAAUCUUGCAGAUCGGGUCAAGGACAAGAAGAGUAUUAUACAUUCCGAGACAACCAGACUCAUUGGACGUAUUUGGGGUGUGGCUUCGGGUGCGAUUGCAGAGGGUGACGAGAACGUCAGCAACUUACUCGGCUCAAUUCCCUCCAGAAUUCUGGAAGCGUUUUACGUCAAUGAUGCAGACAUCAAUGUUCAGAUUGACACGGCUCUAUUUGAGUCUCUUCUGCCUCUUGGCUAUCCGCCAAUGAAACCGCGAGCAAUCACGAAUGGCGCAUCACAAGUGAUAAAGGAUAGCCAAACAAACGGCGAUCAAGGCUUCACGGAAGCUGAGCUCGACAAGCUUCGUACAGAACGUCAACUCGUGUUGGUCAAUGGGCUCAGUGAGAGAGCCAAGAAGGUUUACUUUGCAAAGCAAGGCAAUCAAGUCAAGAAUGCCUUGACCAUGGAGGCUUCUCUGCAGCUUUUUGAGAAGUACAAUGGCGGUGUGAUCAACAAGGAAGACAAAGAUAUCAAGAGCAAGCUCAGUGGUCUCAUCGCCUACUUUGCCGGAACCCUUCCUGAACCGGCCAAAACCACCGAAGAGUUGUGGAAGUUUGCCAAGGCGCACGACCGUCGCGCGUACGCUCUGAUACGCUUCUGUAUGGAUCCUGCAAGUGACUACCGCAGAGUCUUCAAGUCCAUCAAAGAGCUCCGCAAGCGCAUCGAAGACGGACCGGGUGCAACGCUACUGGACGUGAUAAACCCUUUGCUCUACCGUAUGGCUCUUUUAUGCUACAACAAGAGUCACGUUUCCGCCAUCAUCGGAUACACUCGAACAGAUGACAAGGGUCUUGGCGCUGUUGCACACGAACUGCUGAAGGAAAUCUCUCUCAGGCACCCAAAAGUAUUCUCUACACACGUCAAGGAUCUUUGCAGGACUCUUGAGAGCGAGGCACCUACAGCAAAGACCCCCAAUCCCCCAGGCGCAGUCGAUGAUUUGAAGGCAUGCGCAGCCUUUGCGAAGAAGUUCCCGAGUGACAUUCCGAUGAACACAAAGGAUGGCCGUAAGCUGGUGCAAAGCUUCCUUAACUUCUCGCAGUAUGGUACACCAGCACAGGCAGCGAAGCACGCCAUCACUAUCGUCAUGCACAGCGAUAACAAAAAGGAGCUGCACGCCAAGGAGAUUCUGGACAAGAGCAUCAAGAAUUUCAAGUACAACGGCGACCACUGGCUGACUAACCUUGCUGCGCUCAGCCAACUGGUGUUGCUUGCCCAGACAGAGUGUGAGGAUAGCAUGGACUCUAUCAUCGAGAUCGCGAUUGAGAAGGUACUCCAUGAACCUCACUUGACCACGGAAGAGGCCGACGUCGAAUGGAUGGAUGUCCCUGACGACGACAUCUUGGGCAGGGCGUGGGCGUUGAAAGUCCUUAUCAAUCGAUUGCGCUCUCUUCCGUCUGACGCUGAUCUUGACGAAGCUGCAAUAAGCACCUACGCCCUACUCAACCGCCUCGUCAAAGACAAUGGCGAAGCAUCGGAAUCGAAUGAUACCCCCGCAGGACACAAAUCUCGCCAGAGACUGCUAGCGGCGAAUGCACUCCUCAAAUUGUCCACCAACAAGCGUCUGGACGCUCUGUUGAAGCCCGCUGACUUUGUCCAACUCGCUCUUGUCACUCACGAUCCUUGCCCUCAAGUCCGUAGACUUUUCGCGGAGAAGCUGAUGAAGUACCUUGGGCAGAACCGUCUGCCACCCCGGUUCUACACCAUCCUUUUCUUCUUUGCCCACGAGCCUGAGCGAAGCGUAAAAGAGAGCACACUUACGUGGAUUCGUUCUCGCCGUGCUGCUUUUGCAGCUCGUAAAGAGACUGUACUUGAGACUGUCUUCUCCCGUCUCCUCAGUCUUCUUGCCCAUCACCCUGACUUCGACACCGAACCAGAAACCCUCAAGUUGAUGUCCGAGUACAUCCUUUAUUACCUCAAAUGUGUUGCCACGGAGGAUAAUCUCUCCCUCAUCUUUCACGUUGCCCAACGAGUCAAAGGUGUUGCCGAUAACAUCGCUCCAUCACAGCAGGCAGACGAGAAUCUCUACGUCUUGUCCGACCUCUCGCAAGCACUUGUACGUUCUUGGGAAGAGCAGAACAGUUGGACAAUGCAAUCAUGGCCUGGUAAGAUGCGGUUGCCUUCAGGCAUCUUUCGUGCCUUGGAAUCGCAUGAACGCGCUCAGGAGAUUGCGAAGAAGACAUGGAUUGAUGAGGACCUUGUUGAAGACCUCGAUCCGCUAGUCCGCAAAGCGAUUCGUACAAAGAAGAGGAAGGCUACCGACGGUGUGGAGAGCGCAAGGAAAAAGAAGUCUAAGGGUGAUCGACCAAGAAAGGAGAAGAAAGAGAGGCCUAUAAAAACGCCGAGAAAGAAGCACGUCGCAAGCGAUGAUGAUGCAGAAAGCGACGACGGGCAGCUUGCACCCGAGACUGAACCGAAGAGAAAGAGCGGCCGGCACAGUAAUGUUGGCAAGAGCUACGUUGAAGUCAGCAGCGACGACGAGGAUAUUAAUAUCGGUGCGGAAUCGGUAGAACAGGUCGAGGAACAAGAUGUGACGGAGGAAGAAGAAAGGGAAUCAACUUCUGAGCCUGAGGUGGAUGUCGAGAUGGCUGACGCUGAUAAAGCUGAAAGUGACGAAGAGCCUGAAGCCGGUGAGACCACAGCGAUCCCAGAGCCCGAUCCACCCAAAAGGGGAGCUCGAGGUCGAGCAGCGAAGGCGAAGAACGCAGCGGAGUCUUCUCCACCGGCACAGAAGCGCAAAACUGCCACUUCCACGAAGGCAGCUACCCCAGCAAAGGUCGCAUCUGUCAAAACCUCCUCAGUAAAGGAUCCCACCCCUGUCAAGGCUGACAAAGCAACUAAUCCCGUCUUGAAGGGCAAGGCGAAAGUCAAUGGCGCGGGAGAAGCAAAGAAAAGCAGCCCCCCUACAAACGGGACGAGCACCAGACGGAGCGCAAGGACUAAGAGCUGAGCAGGUUAUUACUGGCAAAUCUCAUGGACGCGGUUCGCCGCAAGUCUCCAACUUCUGUAUCAGAUUGCAUGUGCAACAUGUAUAUGAGGGAAUUUAGCGUUACUACUACUGUAUAUGCGGGUCAAUUUCGUUUUCAUCACGUUCAGCAGGCGCGUCAGCGAGGUGCAUAAGGGAAAGGUGGGAACUGUAGGAUACAAAUACAUUUACGGCCAAACACGACACCCAUUUAUGAUCUAACGCAUCACUCUAUCUUUACGAUCGACAUAUGGUACCAUCUUUCGACUGACUACGGUGCAUGCCAAUAUUGUUCCGUUGAGCUCAUGAGAUCUAAAUUCAUUGGACCUCG
Molecule: messenger RNA, 4781 nt
Organism: Boeremia exigua
Lineage: Eukaryota; Fungi; Ascomycota; Dothideomycetes; Pleosporales; Didymellaceae
Product: armadillo-type protein
Exons: 2
Coding region: 83-4435 (1450 amino acids)
Biological process (GO): mitotic sister chromatid cohesion; DNA repair
Cellular component (GO): chromatin; nucleus
Source: RefSeq, a predicted model, not a curated record